AUGACGAUCACCUUACAAGAUGUGGCAGGCAUCUUGGGCUUGCCGACCGACGGUACUGUCGUCAUCGGAUCGACCUCUGAGGAUUGGCACGCUGCUUGUGCUGGUGUUUUUGGACAUGUUCCAGAGGCCGGUGAGUUCCAUCAUUCUGGCGACCUCCGCAUCUCAUUCUUGGAUCGACAUUAUACCCGGUGGACUGAUCAUGAAGGGAAUCAUGCUGCCGAGAUCUACUUCACAAAAGCUCACAUUGCGCGGAUGUUGGGGACUUGGUUGCUGGCGGACAAGUCUGGAGGUAGCAAUUUUGGUUGUCGGCUUGUCCCGUUGCUAGGUGGAGGAUUUGAGGACAUUGGCCGAUUCAGCUGGGGAUCUGCAGUUUUGACACACUUGUUCAGGAAUUUGUGUGAAGUGACAGAUGCCCGUCGAAGCGACAUGGGUGGUUGCCAUAUUCUCCUUCAAAUUUGGGCAUGGAUACGAUUCCCACCCAUUGCUCCACCCCUUCCUCCUCAUCCACAGCCGGGCACACAUUAUGGAUGCCGGUUUAAUGCUGUACAAAAGUUUAAACCUCAUGAGGUCACCCAUUAUCGGGCAACAUUGGACACACUCUGUAGAGAUGAGGUGGUGUGGCAGCCGUAUAUAGAAUAUGAGUGGCUUGACGUGACUCCAGAGCAGCAGUAUCUGUGGCUAGCUCCCACACCUAUUAUCUACUUCCACACAGUUGAGGCAUGUCAACCGGAUAGGUGCAUGCGACAGUUUGGUCUUAAUCAACCCAUCCCGGAAAAAUCUAGAAAAUUGAGAGGAAUACAUGAUCAUACUCUACGGGGGAAGGUUGAAGAGAACUGGAGACGUAAGCUCAGGGCUCACAUUGAUCGAUGGAAUACUAGGAUUCAGCAUAUUGUACUGCCACCUCCAUUAUAUGGUUUGAUGUCACCUAAUCAUGAGUACAUGGAGUGGUUCAGAGAGAGGGGAAAGCGCUACAUAUCACGGAGGGCAGCAAAGAUAGGGCGCAUGAUUGACGGUCUUGAAAUGCUGUAUCAUGCAACAACGGCGGAGGAGUUUCCUCGAUUUGGACUACAGUAUAUCCACGAGGAGAUAGGCCGAAUUAUUGGGAUGUUUCGUGAGAGUUCACGAGUUGAUGAGCCUGGACCUGAGGCACCCCCCGUGCAGACUCAGCCUGAUCCUCAGUUGAUCGUGGAUGUUCCUCGUAAUAGACGGGAGGGACGGGGAUUAGGACGUACACGUGAGAGAGUUGCUGCUGAGCCUGUCCCGAUUAUAGCACCUAGACCAGUGGUCGAGACUCAGGGAUGGUUUAGACCUCCAGCAUUUGGUCCUACUUACGGGUCACAGCCGAUUUAUCAUCACGGAUCGCAGUAUGCGGCAGGUCCUAGUCAGGCGGCGUCUGAGCACCCUUACAUGAGCGGGCAGGAGCCAGUUUUCCAGGCUAGUCCGAUGGCUAUGGCAGGAGCGGAUCCGGCAUCCUCACAGCCUGAUUUCCAGCCCUAUUCACAGGGACUUGAUGCCGAUUACCCCUUUUGGUCUGCAGAGGACACGAUGGAGUUGUAUCGCUCUGUAGGCCUUGUUGCAGAGAGCCAUGACAGUGGGGAGACUCUAGCCACGGAUUCUCACAGUCAGGGACACACCCCUUUUGAUGUGCCGGGCAGCAGUGCAGGACCAUCAGAUGAUUUCAUCCGUGCGGCGAUGGAUGACUUCCACACUCCACCUCCACAGGACCAUCAGGGUGACCCAGUCUGGGACAGACGUAUACUACCAGAUAGGGAUGCACGACAUAGGCCAUGGCCACCGUGGUCCUAGUUUC
Messenger RNA from Gastrolobium bilobum, 1810 nucleotides. RefSeq names its product serine/threonine-protein phosphatase 7 long form homolog. The transcript is spliced from 4 exons. The coding region runs from base 1 to 1806 and encodes 601 amino acids. NCBI's taxonomy places the organism in Eukaryota, Viridiplantae, Streptophyta, Magnoliopsida, Fabales, Fabaceae. The record is from RefSeq and is a predicted model, not a curated record. Gene Ontology annotation, biological process: meristem maintenance; meristem development.